This is a messenger RNA of Rosa chinensis, 2115 nucleotides long. RefSeq names its product subtilisin-like protease SBT3. Bases 1 to 2115 code for a protein of 704 amino acids. The transcript has a single exon. Lineage: Eukaryota; Viridiplantae; Streptophyta; Magnoliopsida; Rosales; Rosaceae. Gene Ontology annotation, molecular function: serine-type endopeptidase activity. Gene Ontology annotation, biological process: proteolysis. The record is from RefSeq and is a predicted model, not a curated record.
AUGUCAUCUUCGUCUCUGGCAGAUCAAAAGAACGAAAUGUUGUUGUACUCAUACAACCAUGUCAUGCACGGUUUCAGUGCCAGGCUUACAGCUUCUCAACUGUCCAAAUUGGAGGAAUCUCCGGCUCAUGUUGCCACGUAUCCGGAGUCUUUUGGUAAGCUCUUGACAACACACAGCUCCAAGUUUCUAGGCCUGAGACGGAACUCAGGCUUAUUGCUUGCUUCCUCGUCUGGCCAAGAUGUGAUCAUAGGAAUCAUAGAUACCGGAGUUUGGCCAGAGAGCGAGAGUUUCGGUGAUAGGGGAAUGUCUGAAGUGCCAAAAAGAUGGAAAGGCACUUGCGAGAAUGGAACAUAUUUCACCCCAUCUCUCUGCAACAACAAGCUCAUUGGGGCUCGAUCCUUUAGCAAAGGCCUGAAAGCAGCAGGAAUUAAAAUCUCCACAAAAAAUGACUUCGAUUCACCACGGGACUGGUUUGGUCAUGGAAGUCACACUUCGUCAACAGCUGCAGGUAACCAUGUACCCGGUGCAAGUCAUUUCGGAUAUGCAAAAGGCACGGCAAGAGGGGUGGCGCCACGAGCCCAUGUUGCCAUGUACAAGGUCGCCUGGGCAACAGACUCAGAAAAGAGUUUCGCUAGUGAUGUGCUUGCAGGCAUGGACCAAGCAAUUUCUGAUGGUGUUGAUAUAAUGUCACUGUCUCUUGGUAUUGACUUCCUUCCUUAUUUCAACGAUGUCAUUGCCAUUGCUUCUCUUUCUGCAAUCGAACAAGGAAUUGUUGUGGUCUGUGCUGCUGGAAAUGACGGGAAAUACAGUACAACAUACAAUGGAGCACCCUGGAUCACAACAGUAGGAGCCGGAACUCUUGAUCGCACCUUCACUGCAACACUGACUCUAGAUAAUGGUUUGACGGUUGAAGGAACAUCGUACUUCCCCGAGAGCGUUUACAUUACUGAUGUGCCAUUGUACUACGGCAAAUACAAUGCAACGAAAGCAAUAUGCAAUACUGGGUCACUGGGUCACAACGAAGUGGCAGGAAAGGUAGUCCUUUGUGAUAAUACCACCGAGACUCCCGUCAAUGGAGUCGACUUCCAAAAGAAGGAGGUGGAGAGGGCAGGUGGUUAUGCUGGAAUCUUCAUGGCAGAUCUCUCACUUUUAGAGCCAGACGACUUCUCCAUUCCUGCUAUCAUUGUUCCAUUUGCUACAGGGGCCUUGAUUAGAGAGUAUGCAACGCAGGUCCAUACACCUAGAGUUAAGAUCCUGAGUUUUGUGCACACAAAUUUGGGUACAAAACCAUCACCGGAAGUAGCGUAUUUCUCUUCAAGAGGACCAGACCCAAUCACUCCUGGUAUUCUAAAACCAGACAUUCUUGCUCCAGGAGUCGAUGUGCUUGCUGCAGUUACACCUAACAACCCAUGCAUGGAAGUAAACAACUAUAAUCUAGUGACAGAUUAUGAACUAUAUUCAGGAUCAUCAAUGGCGGCACCCCAUGUCGCUGGUGUGGCAGCUCUGCUAAAGGCUGUUCACCGAAAAUGGAGUCCAGCAGCCAUCCGAUCGGCCAUCAUGACCACAGCAUACUCAACCGCCAAUUCUCACACCAGCAUACAAGACCAAUGGUCCGGUCUUCCAGCCACACCUUUAGAUUUUGGUGCAGGCCACAUCAACCCGAAUAAGGCCAUGAACCCCGGACUAGUCUAUGACAUGAAUGUGCAAGACUACAUUGAUUUUCUUUGUACCCUAGGGUACAAUGACAAGCAGAUGAAAGCUGUUAUUAGACGAAGCCAGUGGACUUGCAGACAGCCCCCUACCGAACUAAACUACCCCUCAUUUGUGGCCAUCUUCAACAAAACAGACUCUCCAAAAGCCAAAAACUUUAGCAGGGUCGUGACAAACGUGGGGGAUGAUACCUCCAUCUACCGAGCAUUUCUAGAAGUUCCUAGAGGAAUGAGGAUUACAGUAGAGCCUAAUUCUCUUACAUUCACCGGAAAAUAUCAGCAGCAAGGUUUUGUUUUGAAUGUAGAGAUCGAUAGCGAUGCUCCUAAGGUGAUCUACGGUUAUCUCAGAUGGGUUGAUCACCAUGAUCACAUGGUAUCAAGCCCUGUAGUGGCCAUUAAUAACUAG